Molecule: messenger RNA, 1437 nt
Organism: Mercenaria mercenaria
Lineage: Eukaryota; Metazoa; Mollusca; Bivalvia; Venerida; Veneridae
Product: protein jagged-1-like
Exons: 7
Coding region: 97-1437 (446 amino acids)
Molecular function (GO): calcium ion binding
Source: RefSeq, a predicted model, not a curated record
UGUUCAAAGUUAGACACUGUUCUGAAUGGACGCUACACCUGCACAAAUGACACUGCUCCAGGCAGUGUUUGCACUUUUGAAUGCCAUGAAGGAUUCAUGAUUUCUGGAACCGGAAAUGAAGUUUAUGCAACCUGUGGAUAUUUUCCACAAACGAGAGAGUUUCCUAUUUGGAAAAACGUUCAGCAGUGCAAGCGGAUCGAAUGUGGUAUUCCGGCUGUCCCUGAAAAGGCAAUGUUGACUUGUACGAAUAAUGAGAAAACUUACCAAACGGUCUGUAAUAUCGAUUGUUAUCACGGAUAUUCAGCAAGUGGGCCAACGAACAUUAUUUGUCAAGCUAAUGGAUACUGGUCGAAGGCCGCUGUUUGUAUCGGACAUAUACCCGAGAUAAGAGAAUGCUCGCCUUCUUUAUGUAAUGGCCACACAUGUUUACUGAACGACAACGGCACUUUUUCCUGCGAUUGUUCUUUCGGAUGGACCGGGCCCUAUUGCGAGGAUUCACCAGAUAUGUGUGUAGAGAAUAUUUGUAUGAAUGGAGCCGAAUGCAAUAGUCUUAAUAAAAGUUACACUUGCAUCUGUCAGUCAGGAUAUUCUGGCUCCCUAUGCCAAGUGUCCCCAGCUGAUGGAAAUUGGUCAGAUUGGUCAAUAUGGUCGAAAUGCUCUGUUUCAUGUGGUUCUGGUGUACGUUUGCGACAAAGAUCAUGUGACAAUCCACCGCCGGACGAACAUGGCAAAGUCUGCCAAGGAUCAAAUACUGAAAAUUCUGACUGCGAAAACGACAGAUGCGAAGAGUGUCCCACUCUCAAUAUAAAUGAAUCAUUAACGUUUCAUGAAUGUACGACUGACACUGAUACGGGGCUUAAAACAUGUGAAAUUUCCUGCAAAAAUGGAACAAUACAGCUAGACGGAUUUCGGACACUAAGAUGUGGUCAUGGAACAAAUUAUUACUGGGCACCAGCAAAUGUGCCAGUUCUAUGUCUGGUUCCAAAGAUACCAGAAGUAUAUGAGCUUGAAAGUGAAAUAAUGUAUAGCUCAAGCAUACCCAUAGAACAACAGCCUGAAGUUGAAGACCAUGUCAGGAAAAAUAUCAAUGACACGAGUUGCAUUCAGUCAGGUUAUUGUAACACGACCAUGACUUUUAUACCGAACCAAGUUAGUGAUUACACAGAAACAAAGUUGAUUUUAACCUUCCUCAGAUACCUCGACUACAUUGUGAACAGUAGUGGAAUCAUGGAUCAAUUUGUCCUCGAUGAAUUACAGAAGGCGAUUUCAGAUCUUGAAUCAACAGCUGAAUAUCUAAUGAAUUACACCGAAAAUGUCUUCAAUGUUAAUACUAACGAUGGCCUCAUACAAGCAGACGAAUCGUCCCUUCAUCAACAAUGCUUUACCAUCUGCACUGAAGGACACAUUUCUGUGAAUGGAGUUUGCGGUGGGUUUUAG